AUGGAAUCAACAUCAGAGAUGGUCACUUCAAAUAAUGUUACAUCGACGAUUGAUAAACCUAUCCAGUUAACAGAUCCACCUAUUUCCACUGGUUGUGGUGGAAAUGAAAAUAACACCAAAUCCGACCACGACCACCACCUCCAAGAUGACGCUGCUGACGAUGCUGGUGCAAAUGCAAAUGCAAAAGAAAAUGCAAAUGCAAAUUCAAAACAACCAACACCACCACCACCAACAAAAAAAACAACAACAACCAACGAUAACAUACCUCCUACAGCAGAGGGUGAAUUCACUCAUGAAGCAAACGGUAGAUUGUCAUCGUCGAUAGAUUUCAUUACGUUGAAUAACAAUAGUAGUAGUGUCGUUGAUAACCUACUCUCUUCUUCAACCGAAUCAACAACAUCAUUGUCAAGUAGUAGUGGUAGUAGUACUGCUCUGUUGACAACAACAACAACUGAUCCUUCAAAUAAGCAACAACAACAACAACCAGCUGCUAAAAAGAAUAUUAAACAACCAGCAGCAGCAUCGGCAGCAACAGCUAAACCAACUCCACAACAAUCGCAAAUUCAACCACAACAACAACAACAACAACAAACAUCAUCGAGCAUCUCAGCACCACCAGGUCUAACAGAAGCUUCACUACAAUCACCUGGUGGCGAUAAUGGAGAGUUAAAUCAAAUGGUAUCGAAUAUAUUCGAAGGAUUUGCAUUCGUAAUCGAUCUCUCUAUCAACUUGAAGAGAAAAAUGGACCUAGUUAAGAUCAUCAAGCGUAAUGGUGGUAAGAGUUGUUAUUCAUGUAGUCCAAAAUCAACACAUUUGAUUACAACACAACAAGGAUUCAUAGAUAAUACAGCCAAAGUUCAACAAGCAAUUACAUUGGGUAUUCCUAUUCUUGUAAAGGAGUUCGUACAUCACUGUGCAUUCAAAAGACAGUUGUUAGACAUUGAGCCAUACAGAGUAACCGCCACUUCUGUACCAUUUGAUUCUAACAUAUUGGGUUCGUCAAUGGAUAUGCCAAUUCCUCCAGAAUUUAGUUCUCCACCUCCACAAAAACAACAACAAUCAUCUCCAAACAACAACAACAACAACAACAACACUCAUCAUCCACAAUCCCCUCUAGUCAAAUCACCUGUUUUCCAACAACAACAACAAUCACCAACAACAACUACUCAACAAAACAAACAACAAUCAACUAACAAUGGAGGUAAACCUAAUAUCUAUCAACUAAAAGACUCCAAUGGUAUUGAGAGAAAUAACAAUCUGUUCAAUACGGUCUACAGUAGUGCCGAAGAGGAUGAGGUUGAAGAGCCUGAGGAGAAAGAAUCCACUACAUCGCCACACAAGUUGAUGAUCGAAGACAAUCUCAAUAGAAUUCUUCACUUUGAUGAUCCACAACCAUCAAGAACUUCUAACAACAAAUCACCUUCCACUAUCACAACCAACACUACUACCGUCAAUAGUAACAAUGAAAGACUUUCACCUUCAUCCUUUACAUUGUUAGAGUCAUCUUCAGCAUCUGCAAGAUCACCUAUUCCAACUCAACAACAACAACAACAAUCAACAAAUAAUGUUGAAAAAGAUUUAAUGCGUUUCACAGAGUUUGAGGGUGAUUUCGAGGAACAAGAGUUGGGUGGUUCUAUCGAGGAGGAAGAAGAUCAUCAUUUGACACCGGGCGAGAUGAUCGAUACUCAUGGCAGCGGAAAUGAGUUGAAUCAACAACAACAACAGCAUCAUCAUCAUGACUAUCUUGAUACUGCAGCUGCUUUAUCCUCGGCGACCAGAGGAAUCACAGCACCACCACCUGACCUUCUUGGUGGACAUCCUUUAGACCCAAAGCUUGAAGGAAAAUAUCAUUUCAGUACCAUCACUAAGAAACAACAACAACAACAGGAUCCGUUUACAAAUAAUAACACUAGUGUAGCCGUCGAAUCAUUACUAUCUAAUCAUUACCACGAGGAGAAAUUGAGUAAGGAAUCAGAUGAAUUAUAUAGUUCCCCAAUAUUUUCAUCAUUCCACAACGAUUUAUUCAAUCAAAUUUAUUCACCAUCCAGUAAUGAUCUAAUUAAUGGUAAUAGUUUUCAUGGAAUUCCAGUUAUUACAAAGAAUAUUAUCGACCAAGAUUCAAACACCAGAAUUUAUGUUGGUGGAAUCUCUUUAGGAGAUUUAGAUAUAUAUACUGAAAAAGAAAACUUUAAAAAACAGAGAAUAUAUCAUCUCAUAUCAUUGUUUAGAGAGUUUGGUAAAAUUGUAAAGAUACAAGAGUUUUUGGAGGAUCAAUACAUUUAUAUCACCUACGACACCGAGUCCGAAGCAAAGCUUGCAAUUCAAACAUUGAAAUCGAGUGCAACCAGGACCUAUCUUACCGACCGUAUCAAGAAGAACUUGCAAUCACUCGGACUUCCUACAAUCAUUUCACCAUCGAAUGAUUUCCAUGUGAGGAAAACAAAGCCAAUCUCUCCAAAGAGCUCUCUAAACUCUGUUCCGAUCAGCAGCAACCACUCUAUCAAUAGUAUCCAACAACACGCAAAUAAUAAUAACAAUAGCAACAACAACAGCAGUAGCACCAAUAUCAGCAGCAGCAGCAACGGUCAACACUCCAACAACACUCCUUCAGCAGCAGUAGCAACUUCAUCGUCGCAAUCAUCAUCGUACAAGCGUGGCACCAGCAAGGGAAGCGGUGCAAGCAUGCGCAAUAGAAGAGCCAGCAGCAAGAGCAGCUCAACAACAACAACUGCAGUGGCAUCGACUACCACCUACAACAACAGCAGCAGUUACGACAACGAUUACGAAGAAGAUGAAGAAGAGGAGUAUGGAGACGACGAAGAAGAUGAAGAUGACGAGUCCGAAUAUAGCGUUUCAGAGAUUUCAGAGGUUGAUGAAGCACCCGUCAAAACUAAAAAGAUGGGUAGCAGUAAUCAUCCAUCAUCUUUAUCAUCCCAAGUGUCUGGCUCAAAGAAAAAGAAAAAGGUCAACUUUUUGCCUCCGCUUUCUGUGGUUGUCCAAAUCAUUGUUACUUUUAUCAUUUUAAGUGCCUUCUUUAUGUCAUUGCCUCAAUCUUAA
Messenger RNA from Heterostelium album PN500, 3057 nucleotides. RefSeq names its product calmodulin-binding protein (gene numA). The transcript is spliced from 5 exons. Lineage: Eukaryota; Evosea; Eumycetozoa; Acytosteliales; Acytosteliaceae. The coding region runs from base 1 to 3057 and encodes 1018 amino acids. Gene Ontology annotation, molecular function: RNA binding. The record is from RefSeq and is a predicted model, not a curated record.